This is a messenger RNA of Trypanosoma brucei brucei TREU927, 1038 nucleotides long. Its product is annotated as cell division control protein 2 homolog 2. Lineage: Eukaryota; Euglenozoa; Kinetoplastea; Trypanosomatida; Trypanosomatidae. The transcript has a single exon. Gene Ontology annotation, molecular function: ATP binding; cyclin-dependent protein serine/threonine kinase activity; cyclin binding. Gene Ontology annotation, biological process: protein phosphorylation; signal transduction; G1/S transition of mitotic cell cycle. The record is from RefSeq and is a predicted model, not a curated record. Gene Ontology annotation, cellular component: cyclin-dependent protein kinase holoenzyme complex; nucleus; cytoplasm. The coding region runs from base 1 to 1038 and encodes 345 amino acids.
AUGCAGGUGCAGGUGCAGGAAGGACAGACGGCAUGUGAUGGUUCGCUGCGACCACUUCCUUCUGCUGGCCCUGCUUCUUUCGUGCCGCGCUCGCUGCGCCCCGCCCCGCUCCGAGGUACGUCCACCCCGGACCGGUAUAGCCGAAUAGAGAAGGUUGGUGAAGGUUCCUACGGUAUUGUGUACAAGUGCCACGACAACUUUACCGGCCGCACUGUAGCUAUGAAGCGGAUCCCGCUUAUCGUAAACGACGGCGGCGUACCUUCCACCGCCGUCCGCGAGGUAUCACUGCUACGCGAACUGAAUCACCCAUACGUGGUACGGCUUCUCGAUGUGGUACUGCAUGAGGCGAAGCUGUUGCUCAUAUUUGAAUACAUGGAGCAAGACUUGCAAGGGAUGCUGAAGCAACGGAACACCGCCUUCGUUGGCGGCAAGCUUCGUCGUAUCAUGUUUCAGCUGCUUCUUGGCUUGCAUGAGUGCCACAGUCGCCGCUUCGUCCACCGUGACAUUAAGCCAAGCAAUAUUCUUAUUGACCGCAAGGAGUCUGUCGUGAAACUUGCCGAUUUUGGACUUGGUCGUGCCUUCCGUGUGCCCCUGCAGACAUACACAACGGAGGUUAUGACGCUGUGGUACCGUGCCCCCGAGGUGCUCCUUGGGGACAAACAGUACCUCCCCGCUGUGGAUGUGUGGUCGAUGGGGUGUGUCUUUGCUGAACUUGCCCGUCGCAGGUCGCUCUUCGCGGGGGAUACCGCCAUCAAUCAGCUCUUUUCCAUAUUCCAGUUGCUCGGCACACCGACGGAGGCAACUUGGCGCGGCGUCACAUCGCUACCCCACCACAACGUUAACUUCCCGCGGUGGACCGCGAAGCCACUGCGCACUGCAGUUCCCGCGUUGGACGACGACGGUGUAGAUUUACUGCGGCGCAUGCUGUGCUACAACCCGAGGGAACGUAUAACCGCUUAUGAGGCUCUUCAACACUCAUACUUUGAUGAGGUGCGUGAGGAAGAAGUGGAAAAGUUGAUGCGGUUCAACGGAGCUUAA